Molecule: messenger RNA, 3107 nt
Organism: Drosophila rhopaloa
Lineage: Eukaryota; Metazoa; Arthropoda; Insecta; Diptera; Drosophilidae
Gene: LeuRS-m
Product: probable leucine--tRNA ligase, mitochondrial
Exons: 4
Coding region: 87-2696 (869 amino acids)
Biological process (GO): leucyl-tRNA aminoacylation; mitochondrial translation
Cellular component (GO): mitochondrion
Molecular function (GO): ATP binding; leucine-tRNA ligase activity; aminoacyl-tRNA deacylase activity
Source: RefSeq, a predicted model, not a curated record
CUGUUCGACUGUAGAGUGCAUUGGGUUCUUACGAUUUUGUUAUUCAAUAAUUGAAAUGUGCAAUUUAAUCAAUUAAAAUAAGAAAAAUGCAAGCGCUGAGAAGUACUCGCCCUUGGAGAGGGGUGUAUUGGAGCAGUUGGAGGCGUCUGCUCACCCAAAGCUGCACGGGAAAUGAGAACUUGGAGUUAACCAACGAUGUCAAGCACCGGAUAGAGGCUCACUGGCGGGAAGAACUCAGUGGAGGACAGUUUAACCCCAAGGAAUCGCAGGACAAGUACUACGUGCUCUCCAUGUUCCCGUAUCCCUCGGGCAAUCUCCACAUGGGCCAUGUGCGCGUCUAUACCAUUGCCGAUUCUGUGGCUCGUUUCCAGCGGAUGUGCGGCAAGAAUGUGUUCCAACCCAUGGGUUGGGAUUCCUUUGGUCUGCCCGCCGAGAAUGCCGCCAAUCAGCGGGGAGUGGAACCCGCAUCCUGGACGGAACAGAAUAUCGCACAAAUGAAGGAGCAACUCAAGCGACUGGGAUGUUCAUUCGACUGGAACCACGAGCUUUCCACCUGCAGUCCGCAGUACUACAAGUGGACGCAGCACCUGUUCCUAAUGCUGCACCGCCAUGGACUGGCCUAUCAGAACGAAGCCCUCGUCAACUGGGAUCCCGUGGACAAGACAGUGCUUGCCGACGAGCAGGUGGACGCUAAUGGCUGCUCCUGGCGCUCUGGAGCCAAGGUGGAAAAGAAGCUACUGAGGCAAUGGUUCAUCCGAACGAGUGCAUAUGCCAAACAAUUGCUAGAUGGCCUGGAAGAUCCCACGCUGCGCGAUUGGAGGGAUAUUAUUAAUUUACAGCGCCAUUGGAUCGGAGAAUGCGAUGGGUACGCCUUCAACCUGCUCACAUCCGCCUCCGGACUGUUGCGCGUGUGGACUACCCAUCCAGAGCACUUAAAGGAUCCCCAUGCAUUCCUCGUGAUCCGCAGCAAUCAUCACCUGUCGAAGCUAGAGGAUGCGGGCAGCCUUAGUGCGGAGAAUCCCUUUGCGGCCACCACAAUUCCCGUGGUUUUUGGCGACGAGGUGACUUUCCCACCGAAGUGCGAUGUUUACUUGGCAGCACCCAGUUUCCGUAGCGAGGACAAGGAGCUGUGGGAGUCCUACGGAUUGGCUUUCACUUCUUCCGGCAAGGAGGAAGAUGUCUUAAGUCCAGCCAACUGGGAGCUGUUGAGAAAGGAGGUUCUUCAGGCAGCCACUCGCCUCAAUGUGGGCGGCUAUCGGGUGUCCUCCAAGCUGCAGGAUUGGUUAAUCUCACGACAGCGCUACUGGGGCACUCCAAUUCCCAUUGUCCACUGUCCCAAGUGCGGAGCAGUUCCAGUGCCCGAGGAGCAGCUUCCGGUGUCGUUGCCACCGAAAGAUUCCCCUAAAGAAGCGUUUCUUUGCGAGUGUCCUAAAUGCGGAGUUAAGGAUGCUCGAAGGGAGACGGAUACAAUGGACACAUUCGUGGACAGCUCUUGGUACUACCUGCGUUAUCUGGAUGCCCAAAACUCCGAGCGCAUUUUCGAUCCCGAGCUGACCAACAAGUUUAUGCCCGUGGAUCUGUAUAUCGGGGGAAAGGAACACGCCGUGCUGCAUCUCUACUAUGCCCGUUUUAUGAAUCAUUUCCUGCAUAGUUGUGGACUCUCGCCCACCAGUGAACCCUUCUCCCGCCUGCUAGUUCAGGGCAUGGUCAUGGGUCGCUCCUUCCGGGUGAAGGGCAGUGGAAAAUAUGUCACCGAGUCAGAAGUGGAAAUUGUGAACGCCAAGAAGAACCAAGCGGUUCUGAAGGAAUCCAAAGAGCCCGUGGUCAUGACCUGGGAAAAGAUGUCCAAGUCAAAACUGAACGGCGUGGAGCCCAGUGAUAUGUUCAAUGAAUACGGCACCGAUACAACGAGACUGAUCAUCCUGGCUGAUGUGGCGCCCACCUCUCAUCGCAAUUGGUCCAGCGCAACAUUCCCUGGAAUUCUCAAUUGGCAAAAGCGCCUUUGGCUGACCCUGCAGGAUUUCCAAGAGGCUCGCGAGGAUCAAACUCCCUCGGAAGUAGUGGUUACCAGCGAGGAGUUCCUGGCUGAGGAUGCCAAGCUUUUCGAUGCCCGGAACUUUUAUGUCAAAGGAGCCACUUUUAACUACCGCCAUGCUCAUCAACUCAGUGUGGCAAUCUCCAAGAUGCAGGGACUGACCAAUUCUCUAAGGCGCACACCUAAGCAUGUCCUGAGGCAUGGAAAACAAUUUGAGCGGGCUCUGGCCGCCCAGAUUAUCAUGCUUGCACCCAUGGCUCCCCAUUUUGCCUCAGAACUGUGGUCAAAGUUUGUGGCGAUACCUGGCAGACUGAAUCCCGCCAGCCAGGAACUGCAGUGGAGUGAAGAUGUGUUGGCCCAACGCUGGCCAGACAUCGAUGCCGCCUACAAUCUGGAUCUUAGUAUCAAAGUAAAUGGAUUCGAAAACUGUGUAAUCAAAGUGCAGCGAACGCACCUGGAUAAGGUGACGCACAGCGAUGCCCUAGACAUUGCCUUCAACACGGAGUCGGUUACGUCGUACCUCAUCGACAAGAAAAUACGGACCACCAACUUUGUUCUUUAUCCCGGCAUUGAGGCUAUCCUGAACAUCUAUGUUGACAAGGCACAAAAGACGCAAAAGCCGGCGACCAGCGAUGAUGCGGAGGCUCAGCCUAGAGCGUAGGAUAUAUAUUUUAGAAUGGGUUGAAUUUGAGGCACAAAGUACAGUAGUAGUGGAAAGAAACCUUUUGAGUAUUGAAAGUGAGGCCUGAUCAACCAACAUCUAUGUAUAACUCUCCACUUCUUCGAUAUUUUAGAUUAUUUUCAAGACCUAGCAAAUCGACCCACUCUGAUAAUAGUGCUUAAGCCGAACGGAUUACGGAGGAUUGUAAAAGCGGGUUCAACCCGCCCAACUGCAUUUCCGGUGUUGACCAGAAAGACGCCAUUCUAGAUUGGUACUUUUUAAUAUUGUUUAAUGUUAAAUAUUUAUAAAAAUUGGACUAGUUGUAAGCAGCUGCUUUACAGGAUUGGUAAAUGCCUAGGAUCAUAGGAAUAUAAUGGUUGCUCUAUCUGUGCGCCUCUAUCUAAAAGCCUG